AUGCCGACAAGAUAUUUAUUCCUAGUAAUAUUUCUUUAUCUAUCUAUCUAUCUAUCUAUCUCAAUUUUUAUUCCUGGUAAUAUUUUUUUAUCUAUCUAUCUAUCUAUCUAUCUAUCUAUCUAUCUAUCUAUCUAUCUAUCUAUCUCAAACGAUCUAUCUAUCUAUCUAUCUCAUUAUAUUCAGAACGAUCUAUCUAUCUAUCCUUCUCAUUUUUUCAGAACCAUCUAUCUAUCUGAUUUUGUUCAGAAUGAUCUAUCUAUCUAUCUACCUAUCUAUCUAUCUAUUUCAUUUUGUUCAGAACGAUCUAUCUAUCUAUCUAUCUAUCUAUCUAUCUAUCUAUCUAUCUAUCUAUCUAUCUCAUUAUAUUCAGAACGAUCUAUCUAUCUAUCUAUCUAUCUAUCUAUCUAUCUAUCUAUCUAUCUAUCCUUCUCAUUUUUUCAGAACCAUCUAUCUAUCUCAUUUUCUAUCCUCAUUUUUUCAGAACGAUCUCUCUCUCUCUCCCUCUCUCUAUCUAUCUAUCUCAUUUUGUCCAGAAUGAUCUAUCUAUCUAUCUAUCUAUCUAUCUAUCUAUCUAUCUAUCUAUCUAUCUAUCUAUCUAAUCACACUCGCUUUAUAUCUAUCUAUCUAUAA
This is a messenger RNA of Acanthosepion pharaonis, 630 nucleotides long. The record is from the annotation of a GenBank genome assembly. Lineage: Eukaryota; Metazoa; Mollusca; Cephalopoda; Sepiida; Sepiidae.